This is a messenger RNA of Arachis ipaensis, 1064 nucleotides long. Lineage: Eukaryota; Viridiplantae; Streptophyta; Magnoliopsida; Fabales; Fabaceae. The record is from RefSeq and is a predicted model, not a curated record.
AGUUUCCAGAAAUAGAGAAAUCUGGAGCAAUGAAGUAUACCCGAGAGAUAUUUUCAAGGUUCUGUGAAUCCUUGCAAAGGUGUGUUCGGAUAACUGUUGUGGAGAGUCAGCCACGUGAGGGCGGUACUAUUUAUGUGACCCAAAAGUAUAUGCGAUCGGGAAGAAAGUGGAAUGUUAUCCAUGUGUUGGCUUCGGAUAAACAUACGUGCAGUUGCCAAAGAAUGGAAUCGUUUGGGCUACCUUGUGUGCAUAUACUCUCAGUUUUGGUUCGGUUAGACGUGGGUUCUUUUCCAGACACCUUGGUCUUGGAGAGGUGGACUAAGUCGGCCAAGUUCGGAUGGGAGCAUUUCUGCAGCACUGCAAGCGUUUGGCUCAGCUUGUGUGUAACAACGACGACUUAUUCAAGUUGUAUUCAAAGCAGAUAGUCCAGGAAGCAACUAAUCUUGAAAGUAUGAAUGAUUCGGGGAAUAGUGUCGGCAUUGGUGGUGGUGGUGGACAAUGGUAGAGUACUAGAUCCGAUUAGGGUUCGUACUAAGGGCACCGGGCGUGGUAAUGUACAGGUUGGGGUGAGGGGAGUGAAGCGUAGAAAGUGUAGCACGUGUGGGAUAGUCGGACAUCAUCGAACUCGAUACCCAAAUCGGGUGAAUAUAUCGGUGCCGAACAGCCAGGAUGAGGUGCCACAAAUGGUGUCACAGUCUGCGGCGCGUGCUGAAUUUCCUCUUGCGCGUAGCCUUUCGAUCGAGAAUAUUGGGGUGAGGGAUUGCUAUCGUCCAUCAGUGGCGGACACUUCCGACUUUGGAGCAGCUGCGGAUGGGUGUUCUCAAAAGUAAUUCCAUGCCUUACAUGCAUGUGUGAUGUAGUUGAGAGAAAAGAUUGGCCUUUCUAGGACUUGUAAUGAGUAAGUGUGGCUUAGGGUGGUACUGUUAGUCAUUUUGGACCAUUGGUUAAAUAUGCAAGCGAAGCUCAUUCAAGUGAAGAUACUGAAGGUGUAAUGGAUUGCCGAAGUAUGUAUGCCCCGGUAUACAGUGUUUAAUCUAUCCUGUUUAUCAGUUUUUUACACUUUC